GCGGAGCGCGGCUUUUUUUUUUUUUUAAUGCCUCCUUUGCCAGACCGGGUCCUCCCAGCCUAGGCGGCUGAGCCCGGGAGUUGCUCACGCUUCCCCCACCGCGUCGCGGAGAGUUGCUGCCGAGCGGGGCGCUCGGCGUGCGGGGCGCCAUGGCUGGUUACGAGUACGUGAGCCCGGAGCAGCUGGCUGGCUUUGACAAGUACAAGUACAGUGCCGUAGACACCAACCCACUAUCUCUGUAUGUCAUGCAUCCAUUUUGGAACACUAUAGUAAAGGCAUUUCCUACUUGGCUGGCUCCAAAUCUGAUCACCUUUUCUGGCUUUCUGCUGGUUGUAUUCAAUUUCCUACUUCUAGCAUACUUCGAUCCUGACUUUUAUGCUUCAGCACCGGGCCACAAACACGUCCCUGAUUGGGUGUGGAUUCUGGUAGGAAUUCUCAACUUCACCGCCUACACACUAGAUGGUGUGGACGGCAAGCAAGCCCGGAGGACCAAUUCCAGCACCCCUUUAGGGGAGCUUUUUGACCAUGGCCUGGAUAGCUGGUCAUGUGUUUACUUUGUGGUCACUGUGUAUUCCAUCUUUGGACGAGGAUCGUCUGGUGUCAGUGUUCUUGUGCUCUAUUUCCUGCUCUGGGUCGUUUUGUUCUCUUUCAUCCUGUCCCACUGGGAAAAGUAUAACACAGGAAUUCUUUUCCUGCCUUGGGGAUAUGACAUUAGCCAGGUGACUAUUUCUCUUGUCUACAUAGUGACGGCAGUUGUGGGAGUUGAGGCCUGGUAUGAACCUUUCCUGUUUAAUUUCUUAUAUAGAGACCUAUUCACUACAAUGAUUAUUGGUUGUGCAUUAUGUGUGACUCUUCCAAUGAGUCUAUCCAACUUUUUCAGAAGCUAUAAAAAUAACACUUUGAAACAUGGUUCGUUCUAUGAAGCUAUGGUUCCCUUCUUUUCUCCAUGCUUGCUAUUCGUUUUGUCUACAGCAUGGAUCUUCUGGUCUCCCUCAGAUAUUCUAGAGCGACACCCUAGAAUAUUCUACUUCAUGGUUGGAACAGGCUUUGCCAACAGCACAUGUAAGCUGAUUGUCUGUCAGAUGAGCUCGACACGCUGUCCCACGUUGAAUUGGUUGCUGCUUCCUCUUUUCUUGGUUGUCACAGCGGUCCACAUAGGGGUCCCAUCCCACACCGAGAGCCUCCUGCUGUACGCGCUAACAGCCGCCUUCACCCUGGCCCACAUCCACUAUGGAGUGCGAGUGGUGAAUCAACUGAGCAACCAUUUUCAGAUUUACCCCUUCUCGUUGAAGAAGCCAAACUCAGAUUGACUAGAAAUGGAAGAAAAGAAUAUUGGCCUGUAAUCUUCAGAAAGAAGUACUGUAAAUAAGAGGGUUGUAAAUAUUUCCUCCAUCACCAUCGAACUCGAAACGCAUCUGCUCGACAGACGUGGGAACUCGGCGUGGGUGAUACCUGGCCAGCAGGAAGAUGAAGUUGAUAGACCGUAUGGAAUCUUGGGCCUUCUGACUCCCAGCUGACGUUACUUUUUAUAAAACCAUGUGACAAUUUAGUUAAGUAUAAUGUAGGCCGGCAAAGUGUUCCGAGUGAUUUUAGCUUGAAUCCAGAAUGUUUUGGUUGAUAGAGGGGUAAAGAUGCUUUUAAGAAACAUUUUUUUUUUUUGGUUAAUCCACAAAUUGGUUUACUAAGACUGGUACUCUUCAGAAAACCGCAGUAUGUUUUCACAUUUGGUACUUGGUGGUAGGCCUUCAGCCGUGAAAGCGUUCAGGAUCCCAAACCCAGUGUAGGGAAAAGAGCGAGUUACCUUCAGCCAGAGAUGCCAAAUGAUACGGAACAAUGUUCAGUUGCCAAAUACUGAUUUCUCUUUCCCAUGGAAAUGCCUUUUGUCCUCCUGUGUUAAGAGAGCUAAUAGAUCUCUAGUACCCAGGCUCUCUUUGUUAUGAAAAAGUUCUUGAUAAAUAGCUUAAUUAAAAAAAAUAAAUAAAAGUCUGUUGAGACUUAGUAGAGAAUGGACUAUCCUUGUAGCUCCCCCAACGGCAUGUUCAUUGUUUAAAUGCGGCAUUUCCCCCCUCAGCUGCGGGUCACUGAGAUCUGGUGCCUGUGAACUCCCCUUACCCGAAUGCAUGGACUCCGCCCUGUCUUGCAGUGAUUCCUCGUACGAGACACAUAGACGCCUCCUUAGAAUCAAAUUUAAUACAGAGUUAGGAAUCUCGUGACUAACUAUGAAAUUACGACCAUGAGCCUCACUACAAAAUUAGUUUUCUGGUUCAAGUCGCCCCUCCCCCUCCUCUCUUUUUGUGCAGGAGACGUUGUUUUCAAUUUAUACAGGAUAAAGACGUCAGAGGAAAUCCUCUCUCCCAGCUUUCCCACUCGGGAGCGUUCCCGCUAUCUCUGCCUUACUCACUGGGGUGCCCUUUCAUAGGACCGGCAGUAAUCCUGAGGUUUACUGACAAACAUACAAUUUCCUUUACUUUAAUGUGAUUGUUUUAUAGAUUGUACCUUUUUCACGAAUGUGGAUAUUUUCUAUUAUUUUCUAUCUCUUUUUUACCUUAUCUUUAGUUUGAUGGUAGUAAAUUUAACAUGCCGGUUUCCUUUUUAUUUUCCACUGAAUGAAGUUUGUGCUUGAAUGAAGAGUGUAUCUUAAACCCUUUAUUUUGUUUUUUUGGACGGAUUGCACUUGGAUAUAAUAGGCACCAUUCUGUUGAUAAUGUAAUUAAAUUUAUAAUCACUAUUUAAUCGAUGACUAUCAUUAACUUUAAUUAUAAUGUAUUCCUUGAAUUUCCAUGUGCUGCUUUGUAAAAAUAACUGUAAUUGAUACUUCAGGUUUUUUUGUUUACUUGUAAAUUCUAAUCAUUAUCAUUCAGGUUAUUGGAAAUGAGUCAAGGAACUAACUCAUGAUUCUGUAUUCAUUUUAAAAAAUUGUUCAUAAAAGUUGAGGUGACUUUCUGAAAACAAAAGUGACUAUUGGAAUUGACUAGUGAGAAAUUGAUACAGAAAAACAUGAGUAAUGAUUUCUUGUUUAUUAAUCAGUUGCCAUCAUGGAGGUCUGAGCAUGAAACCGUUAAUUGAAGGUCACUAUUUUUUGUUUGUGUACCUGUUCUUAUCACCUAUAAAAUUGAGUUGGAUAAAACGUUAAUUUGGGGUAAGGACAAAUUUUAUUUUAAGGUUUCUAAGUGAAUACUUUUAUUGUUUUUGUUGACCUUGUCUGCAAAAAAAAGAGAUUAACCUAUGUUAUAGAAGAACAUAAUUGAUAAAUAUUUAUAAAAUGAAAUUUGGACCCCAGGCUUUCUUCACCUUGGAAAAUCAGUUAAAAAACAAAAUUACUCUUGGGUCAGAGCCUACAGCGGGUCGGACUUUGUCUUGCGUGGGGCCCACCCAGGUUUGAUCCCCUGCACCCAAUGUGGCCUUCCGAGCUCACCAGGAGGGAUCCCUGAGCUAGGACUAAGCCCUGAGCACCCAGAGGUGGCCCAACGGCCCACCCCCCAAAUACUCUUUACUGGUCUAGGGUCAUGGUCUGUAUUUGGGGACUAUAUUACCUCAGAAUGUGUUUCUAUUCUCUUGCUGUUGCAUCAGAUUUAUCUGAAAAGUGUUUCAUUGCUUCCUCAUCAUCAGUGGCUCCUUUGCCUCCAGCGAUCAUCCUUUCGACACCUUUAGGUAAAAGAAAGUUAAAGGAAACAGAGCAGUGAACUGUCUCACAGUCCAUGAGCUUGUGCGUGCGGACUACCCCUGCCCCGUCUUCCUCCUGGUCACCGUGUGGGCAGGGAGUGCAUCUGGCAGGCCCUGCAGCUGGUGGGGCCCACCCACAGAGCUGUCAGGAGAGCUGCUCUGAGGCUUCCAAAGUCUCACAUGUGUCCGGCUUCCAUACGGGAUUUGGGGCUGAGUCGAUAGCCAGCACACACAGAGCUGCCUUCUGGGGCACGGUGGCGUGCUGGCUCAGGGCCGGUCUCUCUACAUCCAGGGCCGAGUGCCUUAGCCAGGACGGAGGUCAGCUAGGUGCCAGUCCUGUGAGAAGUUGUUUUUCAGGUUGCAGUUUGGAAAAUGGCCUUUCGUGCUUGUCAGAAAAGAAUCCCUCUCUACUUGAGGGGGGUUUGAAAAGCAAAAUCUAAAAAUAGCUGGAGUAUGUUAAUGCUGCCUUUCACAAUUCUUUAAUAUGAUUCCUGAUUUUACUGCAAUGCCACAGUUUAAAUAUUGCCACAAUUUAAAUUGUCAUUCCUUCAAUGAUGCAUAAUAGAUGUUGUCUAGGAGUUUUAGUCCUUUUUCUCUCAUCUUCUUUUUUUUUUGUUUUGUUUUGGUUUGGUUUGGUUUGGUUUGGUUUUGGACCACCCCUGGAGGUGCUGAGGGCCUGCUCCUGGUGGUGCUCAGGGUUUACUCCUGGUGGUGCUCAGGGGACCAUCAAUGACCGGGAUUUAAUCUAGGCCUUCUGCAAGCAAGCAUGUGCCCCAACCCACUGAGCUAUCUCUCUGGUCCUAUAAAUUUUACACUUCAGGGUAAUGGAAUGAAUCAUUUCCAAAUUAAAAAAAAAACCAAACGUUUUGUCUUUUUGUAUUUUAAUGCCACCGUGAGAAUAACUUUUUUGUUUUUUGUUUUUGCUUUUUGGGUCACACCCAGUGAUGCACAAGGGUUACUCCUGGCUCAUGCACUCAGGAAUUACUCCUGGCGGUGCUUGGGGGACCAUAUGGGAUGCUGGGAAUUGAACCCGGGUCAGCCGUGCCCAGGGCAAACGCCCUACCUGUUGUGCUAUCGCUCCAGUUCCUGUGAGAAUAACUUUAAGGGGCCAGGGCUGUGGGUCAGCAAAAGGGCACAGGCCCUGGGUUUGAUCCCCAGUACCAGUAGACAGGGAGAGGAACAAUGGGGAAGCAUGUGAAUUAAAAUAACUUCAAAAGUAAGUGCCUAUUAUGGUCCCGGAUGUCUUAGUUUAGCGUGUCAUUUGUUCUAGUAAGAGUUUCUGAGAAGAAGACUGUCUAAAGUUGCCCACAUCCUGAAUAGAUACCCAUGGGGUAUUGAUCCUGACAGCAACCUGGGCAUCCCAGGGGAAUAUGCAAAGAUGAAAAACAGACCAAGUAUUCACUUGAAAGGGGAGAUGGACUCCCCAGGUGUCAAUGCUUGUGAAUGCGAAAACUUCUCUUUGACAGUCAUUUAUUCAGAAUAACCUCAUGGCCCUAAACAGAUUUUGAUUGUCUAACACAGGAAGAAUUGAAAGGAUGAUCCUAAGGUAUCUGAAUCAAAGCUUGCUUCCCCCUUUAUAUUUUAACCUGAAAAUUGCGUUUCUAAGUCUGCCUUCCGCACCAGCCGCUCCUUUGAGCCAGGUCCUGCCUAGGCCAGAGACUGCCCACUUGCAUUGUUGCUCCAAAUUCUUGCCACGUCUAAUCACCAGGAUCUUCUGACUAGUCCAGGACUGGGCAGAGGCCAGAGGGAACAAAGUCCACCUCCAGGGUGAACACGUUUAACUGUGGGUUCCCAAGUAAGCCAAAAGAGACGGGGAGACCUUUAAGUGAGGGGCCAUGUUCCAAGUGGUCUUUACUUUGCUCUCUGCUGUGAGAAAUUGUGGCGUCAGGCUAGAGUUUCCUCUGUCCUCUGCAGCAUCUUUGUAAGGCAGCAUGUCAGUUUCAUUUUUGAACGCCUAAUGGAAUAAACUUAAUCGUUUUGCUGCUAGCUCUAGAACCUUCCAGGAGGAAUUUGAACUAGUAUGCUGCAUUUGAGCACUGAUGCGUGUAAAGUUCUAACAGUCAGAUUGUGUGAAAUUCAUCACUGAAAUAGAAAAUGAUUCUCUGGACUUUUUUGGGCAGCUUAAAUUUCCGGUUUUCCUUUUUUUAGGUAACCCAUAUGACUUGUGUGUUGUCCUUUUCAUCUCAGCACUGGUGCAAGUGACUGCCAUUGACAGUUAUUUUAGAACCUCUGGCAAAUCAUGGUUGUCUAACUUUCCCAGGCAAAGUGGCACUACUCUUGAUUCUUCCUCGGGUAGAGCCCUGGGAAUUAGAUUUAUGGAUUAAUUUUCCAGUGUUUCUACAGUGCAAAAAUAAACGUAAUCUUACUUUUAGCCUGUGUGACUAGUAACAUACUUGUUUCUUAAUAAACAAUUUUGUGAGUGAGAAUGGCAUCUUGCUCUUUUGGCUUUGCUUUUUUUUUUUUUUUUUUAAUUUUUGGGGUCAUACCCAGCGACGUUCUGGCUCUGCACUCAGGAAUUACUCCUGGCGGUGCUUGGGGGGACCAUACGGGAUGCUGGGGAUUGAACCCAGGUCUACUGCGUGCAAGGCAAACGCCCUACCUGCUGUACUAUCGCUCCGGCCCUGGCUUGGCUUUGCGGGGCCGUUACUCUUUAGGCUGGUAAGAGGAGUCCUUCUGUUAGUGACCCUUGCCUGCCUUUUGGUUGGAAAGGCUGGGCUCUCAGACUUGGAAAGUGGCAUAGGAACAGAUGGUCUAGGGAAAAUGGACAUGACAGCAGGAUUGUCAGUUCUGCCAUGGUCCAUUGGCAUUGCCUUAGAGCAUCCAUCUCCAUUCCGGUGAUGCUGUCAAUCAGAUAGUGGCCAGAGACGCCCAAGUUCCACCAAAAUCGAAGUCAGUGUUGCCAACACAGAGGCUGGUGGAGAUGGAAUCCCCUGGCGUGUGGCUCCCUUAUGGGUCUAGUGGGGUCUUCUCUCGAGCGAUUGCUGUGGAUAAACUCAUGAUCUUUUUUUUUUUUUAAUCAAAGCAGAUGUAAUUUAUCAUGAAUUCUAGAUUCUGAUACUCUUGACAGGUCCUUUUUACUUCUAAAGAGUACAGGUUCGUGACCAGGACCCUGCCAGUGAGUUCUUGGCACGGCUAAGCAGGCUGCAUAGACGAGGCCUCUCUGAGCUUUGCAAGGUCAGGGAGUGCUGGAGUGUCAAUGUCUGAAGCACAGGAACCUUUGAGCUUGAAAAUGACUAAUUAAGACUGCCUGCAAUAUUCACAUUUUUGGCAGGUUAUUUUGCUUAGAAAAAUAUCAUCGGAGCAGCUAUUCAGGAAACAGAGCUGGCUGCCAGGGGUUUGCUCAUUCAAAGACGUGCCAGGAAAGCAGAAUUCAGUAUUGACCGCCAAAUUCCACCCUCUUUUUUUUUUUUUUUAAGUAGCACUUCCUCUGGUGGCACCUUGAGGAACACAGUAAAUAAUUACCUGGGUAGGGGCCAAAGACAUAGUUCAGUGGGAAGGGCACUUGCCUUGCACGCAGCUGACGUGAGGUUUGCCCCCGGCAUCCCAUAUGGUCCCCCGAGCACCUCCUGGAGUGAUUCUUGAGUGCAGAGCCAGGGGUGACCCCUGAGUACCGCUAGGUGUGGCCCCCAAACAAAACAAACAUGACCUGAAUAUACUUUGUCUACCUGCCUUGCCUUUCCCACCCGGCUCGCAGAUAAGAUUGAGGGUCACAGAGGAGGACAGGGGUCCUUCCCGCGUGAGGGUUCAUGCCCUGUGACUAAGCUCGAAGUAGGCGUUCUUCGCCUGGCCCUGUUGGAGUUUGCUUCCUGCAGGCUUAGGACACAAAGGGCCAAUGUCAUCCUUUCUCAGGAACCCCGGGACACCAUCACCCCAGUUGCUGAAGUACGUUGAGUACAAGUUGAAAAGAGGCCAGAGGAAGGUGACUUAUGAAGAGCCGAAACCUUGCUUUCUCUUUCGGGCAGUCUUGUUGGGCGUGUGCCUGUCCAGGGGUGCAGUGAUCGUCGGCAUGAUGUAAGGUUUCUGUGCUCUGGCUGUGUGGAGUGGACACUCUCUUGCCUCUUCUGUGCCUAUGCUGUGUGAGAGACUCUUGUGUAUACAUGCGUCUACUCUUCCUUCAGUUACCAGUGACAUGCUCCGCCCCCAUUCGGCUCCUCCUUCACGCUGAUUUAUCUGUGGUAGCCCCUAGCUCUCAAGUCUCUCCCGGGGCUGGAGCCAGUCGUUCCUCCAUCCAUUCAUCUCAGUUCCCCAAAAAAGCCCCUGGAAGCGAUCACUUGCCAUCUCCCUUGCGCUCAGGGGUUGUUGAGCCAAAAAGAUUCCAAGAAACUUGGCCCAUCCUCUGGGGUGGUCUGAAGGUUGAUGGGCCCCGUUCCUGCUACGCGGGGGGACACUUGUGCUCUGGGGCUUGGCGCGGGGCUCGGGGUUCCAGCUCUUGUAGAAACUGGGUUUCACAGCAUGUUUUCAGUCUCUCACGAGAAUGUGGGAAAUGCGGUGGGGUCCGCACGGAGCACAGUUGUAGUUACCCGCUCCUGGCCACGGUACUGCCUCAUCACCAGCCCCAACUCAAGGCCUGACUGUUCCUUGCUAUGGGAUUUAUGUUUAUUUCUGCUGCAGCGAAUCCCUAAAGUCAUGCAGUGGGUUUCAAUUUCAAACUGUUUCACUCUAUUAUUGGUAACUAUUUAUUGUAAUAAAAGUAAAGAGUAAAUGAUUUUUCAAUCCUUUUCA
This is a messenger RNA of Sorex araneus (European shrew), 8385 nucleotides long. RefSeq names its product selenoprotein I (gene SELENOI). NCBI's taxonomy places the organism in Eukaryota, Metazoa, Chordata, Mammalia, Eulipotyphla, Soricidae. The record is from RefSeq and is a predicted model, not a curated record. Gene Ontology annotation, biological process: phosphatidylethanolamine biosynthetic process. Gene Ontology annotation, molecular function: ethanolaminephosphotransferase activity. Gene Ontology annotation, cellular component: endoplasmic reticulum membrane; Golgi apparatus. The transcript has 10 exons.